UUUCUCAUUUCUUAAGCCAAUUUCACUACGCGCACCCUUGCGAAUAAGUAAUACAACGCCUACCACGACAAAGAUUGAAUAAUGAGAAAUAUGAAAGGUGUCGCCAGCUCAGUUGUCGUGUCUUCUUAAGUCUCGGAUCCUCCCACUGUCUCACGGGACUCGACUCACCGAGUCGAAUCGUCUUCGUCGUGCGUCCCCUCCAUUUCCACCUCCCGCAACGAUGCCAUCUUUGCCUCGGCCCAACCUCACGAUCGCCUCCCUGCUCGCCCUCUUCACCCACCUCCUCCUCCCCCAAACCCCGGCCACCGCCGUCCAAGUCUGCGGCAUCGUCUCCUGCCCCGGCUCCCCCACCAACGACCUGUCCCUGUCCCCCCCGCUGGUCCAAUUCCCCUUCUGGCUCAACCGCCAGCGGCAGAGCCCCCGCUGCGGCUACCAGGGGUUCGACCUCUCCUGCACCCCCGGAGGCGACACCCUCCUCCAACUCCCCAGCUCCGGCGAAUUCUCCGUCAAGUCCAUCAACUACUACUCGACCCAGAGCAUCACCCUCGCUGACCCGGACGGCUGCUUCCCGAGGCGCCUCCUCGGCAACUUCUCCCUAACGGGGUCCGCCUUCCGGCCCCUGAUCCCGCGGCGGUUCACCUUCCUGAACUGCUCCUAUGGCGCCGACAGGUCCUCGGGAACAUCGCAAGGGAUGCCCGCCACGCUGGUCCCUUGCCUCAGCGAGGGGAACUACACGGUGAUGUCGGUGCCGACCAGGUACUACAGCGAGGGUUCGUACCCCUGCGAGGAGCUGGCGACGGUGGUGGUGCCACUGCCAUGGCCAUUCUGGUCGGACGUCGAGGAUGUCAUAAGCUUGACGUGGGACGUCCCGGACUGCGGGUCGUGUCGGAAACGAGGCGGGCUGUGCGGGUACAAGAGCGUGAACGGCACGGAGGUCGGUUGCAGCAAUGUCCCCGGAACCGGUUUACCUAGAAGUGCCAAGUACGGCGUGGUCCUAGGAGUGGGGAUACCUGGGCUCCUGUGCGUGAUUGGGCUCGCGUCUUUCGUUUUCGGCAAGAUCAAGGCCCACCGUAGGCCCACACGGCCCAAUGCGGCUGACGUGUCCAACUUAAUCGCCGCGCAGAGUGUAACCAUUUCGAUGGGCCUAGACAGGCCCACGAUAGAGUCGUACCCGAAAACCCAACUUGGCGAGAGCCGCCGCCUGCCCGAGCCCAACGACAUCACGUGCCCGAUUUGCCUAUGCGAGUACCAGCCCAAGGAGACACUGCGGUCCAUACCCGACUGCAAUCACUACUUCCACGUCGACUGCAUCGAUGAGUGGCUUCGGCUGAACGGCACGUGUCCCUUGUGUCGGAACUCGCCAGAAGAUCCCAGCUAAUAUCGUCCGGACGUUUGGAUAAACCAGAUAUGUCAUUGUUUUUGGAACGACGAGAUCAAUACAAGACUCCACUCGAGAAUGCAACAAGAUCAAUACGUUUCCCGCAUCUAUCAUGUUUUGUCUUCAUCUUCAUUGUUUGUACCAUCGGAGAUCAUUAACUUUGUAAUUUUGUAUUCAACACCAUAUUGUAAAUACUUUACAUACUUUUGUGAUAGAAGAAAUUCGAGUGAUGAACAAGAAUGGCUUUGUCCGAA
Molecule: messenger RNA, 1632 nt
Organism: Rhodamnia argentea
Lineage: Eukaryota; Viridiplantae; Streptophyta; Magnoliopsida; Myrtales; Myrtaceae
Product: putative RING-H2 finger protein ATL21A
Exons: 2
Coding region: 221-1378 (385 amino acids)
Molecular function (GO): polysaccharide binding
Source: RefSeq, a predicted model, not a curated record